Lodderomyces theae is the source of this 1110-nucleotide messenger RNA. RefSeq lists its product as uncharacterized. The coding region runs from base 1 to 1110 and encodes 369 amino acids. NCBI's taxonomy places the organism in Eukaryota, Fungi, Ascomycota, Pichiomycetes, Serinales, Debaryomycetaceae. The transcript has a single exon. Gene Ontology annotation, molecular function: aspartic-type endopeptidase activity. The record is from RefSeq and is a predicted model, not a curated record. Gene Ontology annotation, biological process: proteolysis.
AUGAAGUUUAGUACGUCCGUUUUGGUCGCUGUUUUGGCAUCUGUUGCAUCUGCCACUCCUAUUGCCAAGAGACAAGUCAAGUAUCUCGCACACCAAGUUGAUGCAUAUGAGUUGCCAGGAAAUUCCAAAAGAGAGGAGCUUCUCGGCUUUACCAACACCGGUACAAGAUACACUACUGAUUUAGAACUUGGUUCGAGUAAAGAGAAGGUCAAGGUCAUGAUUGAUACUGCAAGUUGGCGGUUGAAUGUUCCAGGUCCUGGAGCAAAAUGUCUCGACACUGAGCCUUGCCCUACGGGUAGUGUUUUCGAUCCUGAAAGAUCAACCACCUUCCACAACCUGAGCAUCCCACAAUCUUCAGGCUACGGAAGGGGUACCACCAAGGUGACUUCAUUCAGAGUUUACGAUGACGUUUUCUUUGACAAUGGUGACAAGAUUCCUCAGUUCCAAUUUGAUGUUGCUAAUGCUACUAGCUUUGAAUUGGGUUGGUUUGGUAUUAGACGCUAUUCUCAACAGGAUGCAUCCUAUGUUUAUUCUGCCAAGAAAGCUGGAUUGAUCAACACGGCUGGCUAUUCAUUGUACUUGGGAAACGGUGAUCAAUCAGGUACACUCUUGCUUGGUGCAGUUGACUCAGACAAAUAUGAAGGAGAUUUGGCCUUUUUUGACAAUACUGACUUCGAAGUUGAAUUUGAUUCUGUUACCACCGGUAACGGCCAAACAAUUCAAAUUGGAAGUGCCAUCGGCCUCGAUUCUGGAGAUCCAGAAAUCAGAUUGAACCAAAACAUUGUUGAUGCAAUCUACAAGGAAGUUGGUGCAAACAAAGAUGGUGAUGCGCCUUGUGCAAACGUGUUGAAUGUGAACAAGAGCUUAAAGUUUGCAUUAGGAGGUAUCACCGUUGAUGUUCCCUACUCGGAUUUGUUCUACAGGGAAUCCAGCGGUUCAAGUACUUGUGGAUCCUACAUCACCAACACUUACGCCACUCAAGGUGACCAAAACAUUGGUCUCCCAUUUGUUAAGCAAAUUUACCUCGCUAGUUCAUUUGACUCCGGUACAUUUGGUGUUGCUCCAGUUAAGCACACCGAUGAGAGUAACAUUGUUGAUUUCUGGUUUUAA